Messenger RNA from Plutella xylostella (diamondback moth), 4072 nucleotides. Its product is annotated as peroxidasin. Gene Ontology annotation, molecular function: protein binding; peroxidase activity; heme binding. The record is from RefSeq and is a predicted model, not a curated record. Gene Ontology annotation, biological process: response to oxidative stress. Lineage: Eukaryota; Metazoa; Arthropoda; Insecta; Lepidoptera; Plutellidae.
GAACCCACCGCGCUCACUCCGCUCUCUGCUCCCGCCGGGGCAACAUGCGUGUUCUCACCCCCCUAGUCUCCUUCCUAAUCCUCGGAUCAGUCAGCUCACUGCCACAGAAAUACUGCCCUCUAAAAUGUGAGUGUGACAAGAAAAUCGUGAGGUGCCUCAACCAAGGACUGCUGGCCGUGCCCAAAGUUGCCAAGGAUGUGCUCACACUAGACGUCCGCUUCAACCGCAUCUCGAGUCUCCCUCCAGGGGUGUUCAGCCACAUCGCGCCCCUCCGAUCACUCCUGCUCAAUGACAACCAGCUCCCGGCUCUCCGCUCCGGGGCGUUCCGGGGGUUGGGAAGCCUGGUCUACCUGUACCUUUACAGGAACCACAUCAGGCACAUAGACGAAGAUGUGUUCGACGGACUGCCGCAUUUGAAGCAACUGUACUUGCACGUGAAUGAAAUCAAACACAUAAGCCCUGCAACUUUCCAUAAUUUGCCAAUGCUCGACCGACUCUACCUACACCACAACCUCUUGGAGUCUCUCCCCUCGGGCUCCUUCCCCGGGCGACGGCUGCGGGCGCUGCGGCUCGACGGCAACGCGCUCGUGUGUGACUGCGCGCUGCUCUGGCUGCUGCAGCUGGCUCGGACAGGCCUGCGGUUAGACGCCACGUGCCACGCGCCAGCGGCCGUCGCCGGCGCCGCGCUUGCGAGUAUUGAGCUGAAGGAUUUCCAUUGCCGCCAACCAGAAAUCAUGACAGAGCCGCAAGACGUGAUCGUGAAAUACGGCGAAGACGCCAUGUUCACCUGUAUGGUGGCCGGCGAACCAGAACCCGAGAUAGUCUGGCUUCAUGACUCUGCGGAGAUUCCUCUCCAGUCCCAGCGGUACGAGGUGAUGGGCAACGGCAGUCUGAUGGUGCACGGAGCCGAGCAGGCCGACCUCGGGUACUUCGAGUGCGUGGCGCGGAACCCCGUCGGGAGAGCCAGGUCCAAGCCCGCCAAGAUGAUGGUCGUCAGUAAUGGAGAUAAACCUAUAUUGGUAGCCGUACCCUCUGAAUCGAAGGUGAAAGCUGGCGAGUCCGUCAUGUUCGACUGCAAGGCGAUAGGGAACCCGGUCCCGCACUUGUCGUGGCACUUCAACGGCGAAAGGCUCUUGUUGAAUGAACGUACUAGCUUGAAGAAAAAUGGCUCAAUUUAUAUUGAGAACGUGGAAACGGCUGAUGCAGGCCAGUACACGUGCCGGGCCGAGAAUAUCCACGGAGAGGCCUCGGCAUCCGCCAAACUGGAAGUUCUCAUGGCUCCAGUGUUCACUGUGACUCCGUCAGAUCAGACUGUAGUAUUUGGAGAUCGCGUCGAGAUCAGCUGUAAAGCUGAAGGCAUACCUACACCAGAAAUACAAUGGUACAGACACACGUCAGAACUUCUUGCAAGCGAUAAUAUUAUAUUGAGGAAUUACAAUCAAAACCUUACAAUCCUAGAAGUAUCAUAUGACGACAGUGGCCUAUAUCACUGCCGAGCCACGAACUCUGAAGGAUUCAAAGAGGUUACGGCAGAGCUGGUUGUGAAUGAAGUGGCCGUCAUCAAACCUCACAUCAUUCUUAAACCAACAGACACCGAGGCUUACAAAGAGACCACAGUGCAAUUAUUUUGUGAAAUUGAAAGCGAACCUGCAGCCACUGUAGAGUGGCGUAAAGAUGGAACACGCUUUUAUGAGGAAGAUUCAUCCAUUAGAGAUAAUAGAAUUUACAUCACUAACAUUGGUAAUUUAAUUAUCAACAACCUAACCCUGGCUGAUGCGGGUACAUACGAGUGUUCAGCUUUCAACGAAUAUGGCAGAGAUACCGCGUCUAUAUUCUUAACUGUUAAGAAUAAGAGAAUACCCAGUGACGAAUACGUUAACAUGGCAUUAACGGAAGCUGCUAGAGAUGUGGAUCAGGCAAUAGCGAGAACCAUAGAGCAUCUGUUCCACAAUAACAGCGGUAAUGUUGGAGUUCACGAUCUGUUCAAAAUAUCGAAGUAUCCGAAUGCACCGGCGCGUGAUAUAGCUCGAGCAGCUGAAAUAUAUGAACGCACGUUGUCUAAAGUAAAGACUUACAUUGAAUCUGGAUUGAAAGCUAAUGCUACUGCACCCUUCGACUACCAAAAUUUACUUUCAACAAAGCACUUGGAUGUGAUAGCGCGUCUAUCAGGGUGCACCGCCCAUAGGGAACAGAAAAACUGCUCGGAUUUGUCUUAUCAUAAUCACUAUCGUAGUAUCGAUGGAUCUUGCAACAACUUUGCUCAUCCCAUGUGGGGAUCCUCACUGACUGGAUUCCGGAGAAUUCUUCCCCCUAUCUACGAGAACGGCUUCAGCGAACCGGUUGGCUGGAACAAGGAUAUCCUAUACAAUAACUACAAGUUACCAAGUGCCAGGCUCGUUUCUACCAAAAUUAUAACUACCAAGGAAAUCACUGAGGAUGUGGAGAUAACCCAUAUGACCAUGCAGUGGGGACAAUGGCUGGAUCACGAUCUGGAUCACCAGUUGCCAUCGGUGAGCUCUCAAACUUGGGACGGAGUCGACUGCAAGAAAACAUGCGACUAUGCUGCGCCAUGCUUCCCUAUAGAUGUGCCGCCUAACGACCCCAGAGUUACGAACAGACGAUGCAUAGACUUCGUUAGAACCAGCUCCGUAUGUGGAUCCGGCAUGACUUCCGUGCUCUUUGGAAGUCUCCAACCGAGGGAACAAAUCAAUCAGUUAACGUCGUUUAUUGAUGCAUCGCAAGUAUACGGAUUCGAAAGGAUCGUAGCAGAGGACCUCCGGGACAUGACUCCCAACGAGGGGUUGCUGAGGGUCGGGGCUAGUUUCCCUGGGAAGAAGCCGUUGUUGCCUACCAUCGGAGUGAACGGCAUGGACUGCCGCAUAAACCGCGACGUGGACACCAGCAACCGCAACUGCUUCGUGGCCGGCGACAUCCGCGCCAACGAACAGAUCGGCCUCGCCGCCAUGCACACCAUAUUUGUGAGGGAACACAAUAGAAUAGCAUCCAUUUUAAAAACGCUGAACCCCGACUGGCACGGGAAUAAAACUUACCAACAAGCUAGAAGCAUUGUCGGGGCUCAGAUGCAGUUUAUAACUUACGAGCAAUGGCUACCUCUGGUUAUUGGGCCUGAAGGGUAUGAAAAACUAGGGCAAUACAAAGGUUACGAUAGUAAUCUGAAUCCAUCGAUAUCUAAUGUGUUUUCGACAGCUGCUCUUAGGUUCGGCCACUCGAUGAUCAAUCCGGUGCUGCAUCGCUAUGAUGAGAACUUCGAGCCGAUACCCCAGGGGCACCUGCAGUUGCGUCACGCAUUCUUCGCUCCAUACAGACUGAUCGACGAAGGUGGAGUGGACCCGUUGUUCCGGGGAAUGUUCACCACGCCAGCUAAACUGAAAACUCCGACGCAGAACCUGAACUCCGAGCUAACUGAGCAACUGUUCCACACGGCUCACGCAGUUGCUUUAGAUUUAGCAGCAAUCAAUGUGCAAAGAGGUCGAGACCACGCAAUCCCGCCUUACGUGAAGUGGCGUCAGAUCUGCAACAUGUCGACUGUGGAAACCUUCGACGAUUUGCGGGGUGAGAUUUCUGAUGCUGGGGUGCGGGAAAAGCUGAAGGAGCUCUACGGAACUCCUCUAAACAUUGACGUGUGGGUGGGGGGUAUCUUGGAGGACCAGGUGGAGGGCGGGAAGGUGGGGCCUCUAUUCAGGUGCUUGUUGCUGGAGCAGUUCCAGCGGCUCCGCGCCGGCGACCGGUUCUGGUAUGAAAACCCGUCGGUGUUCACCCCUCAGCAACUGGAGCAGAUAAAACAGACGAGUUUUGCCCGGAUUCUGUGUGACAAUGGGGACAACAUAGACACGGUAGCGGAAAAUGUGUUCCUUCUGCCGGAGCUGCAGGGCGGGCUGAUGGCGUGUGAGGAUAUACCUGGUAUAGACUUCACGCCCUGGACCGAUUGUGAAACGUGCAGUAACGAGGUGGACGACAGGAAUGUGUGAGAUUUUGGACUUUCAUCUGGGUUCUUGCAUCAUACUUAUGGAUUUUAUUAACAAAAAAUAUAUAAAAAUGAUAUAAAAUUGUA